UCAUAACAAAGAUAGCGAUGGCUGCGUAUCUUCUGCUACUCGGACGAGGAAGAAAUGGAAGGAGAGUGGUGGCGCAGCGCCCUAGCGAUCCUUUGGACUCAUUGACUGACGAGGAGGUUGUAUCCAGGUAUCGCCUGAACAAACGGGGGAUCCAGAAACUGGUGCAGUUGAUUGGAGGUGGCCUAGAGAGACCAACCAAGAGGUCAAAGGCACUGACACCGUUGCAGCAGGUUCUGACUGCCUUAAGGUUUUUUGCCACUGGGACCUUUCAGUCAGCAAUCGGUGACCUGCACGGUAUCAGUCAGCCGGCGGCUUCAAGGGCAAUCUCUGCUGUGGCAGCUGCAAUCGCUGCAUCAGACGACCCUGAACUUGCUGUGUCUUUCCCACAUGACCCAGUGGAUGUGAGAAGAACACAGCAAGAGUUCUUCAGGGUCGCUGGGUUUCCCAGAGUUCUGGGAUGCCUGGAUGGAACCAUGGUCCCCAUACUGGCUCCCCAUGAUGAUGAAUACUUGUACGUGUGUAGGAAGGGGUAUCAUGCCAUUAAUGUUCAGGCAGUGUGUGAUGCCCGUCUCUUGUUUACUAAUGUUGUGUGCCAGUUUCCAGGCAGCACACAUGAUUCAUUUGUAUGGAGGCAGUCUGGCCUGGGGACUGCAUUUGAGUCAGGGGACAUGCCCUCUGGGUUUAUCCUCGGAGAUUCAGCCUAUGUGUUGAGGCCUUGGCUGAUGACACCAAAAUUACAUGUGGCAUCAACUGCGGAUGCUGCAUACAAUGCGGCACAUAUGAAGACGCGUAAUCUCAUUGAGCGUGCUUUUGGUGUUCUAAAGAGCCGCUUCAGGUGCCUUCACAAGUCAGGAGGGUGCCUGAUGUAUUCCCCAGAGGCAAGUGCCAACAUCAUUCUGGCAUGUUGCAGGCUUCACAAUUUUUGCAUCAGGGAAGGGAUGCCUGAUGUUGAGGUGGACGCGUGUGUCAACAACUGUCAAGAUGUGCCUCUGGGAGAGUACCCAGCCGAUGGGGUCCAGUGUCGUGAGCGACUCAUUAAUGAGCGCUUUGCUUAGAGGCAGUCCUCCUCUAAGCCGUUUUCCAAUUACGGUGGGAGUUGGAAACAAAUUGUCCUUUUCAGGACUACCCACCAACAAACCUUCUCAGAAAAGCUAUGCCAAAAUUAUUGAAAUUUAACAAUUUCUCACAAUGAAUCGUGUUGGUGAUGAAAGCAGAUACGUAUUUGACAUCUGUUGUAUAAAUGACUUUUUAAAUUGAGUGAAGGAGUGACAUUUCUAACUUUUACAUUACUUGAUUUUAUAAGUUUAUUUCAUUUUCUUUGAGUAGCCUCAUUUUUAUAUUGUUGUAUUAU
Molecule: messenger RNA, 1351 nt
Organism: Lingula anatina
Lineage: Eukaryota; Metazoa; Brachiopoda; Lingulata; Lingulida; Lingulidae
Product: putative nuclease HARBI1
Source: RefSeq, a predicted model, not a curated record